Setaria italica (foxtail millet) is the source of this 1322-nucleotide messenger RNA. RefSeq names its product probable WRKY transcription factor 70. Gene Ontology annotation, molecular function: sequence-specific DNA binding; DNA-binding transcription factor activity. Gene Ontology annotation, biological process: regulation of DNA-templated transcription. The coding region runs from base 184 to 1176 and encodes 330 amino acids. The transcript is spliced from 3 exons. The record is from RefSeq and is a predicted model, not a curated record. NCBI's taxonomy places the organism in Eukaryota, Viridiplantae, Streptophyta, Magnoliopsida, Poales, Poaceae.
CGUAGGGAGUAACCCAAGGACAAUAAUCCCACAGUUAAUAAGCACCACAAGUUUAGUUACUCGCAUUUUUUGCCCCACCAAGCUAGCUCUAGCGGGAGGAGAGUGUGCGCGUGUAGGUUACCUUAACCUUAUUAGCCGUGCGCCACGAGAUAGACAUGAGCAAGAGGGUCUAGCUUAGGGUGGAUGGCGUCGUCGUUGGGCAGGGACGUGCCGGCGGAGAGGACGGCCGCGGUGGCGAACGACCUGGUCGAGGCGCGGGACGGCGCGGCGACGCUCAGGGUCUUCUUGCUGCAGCUGGACGACCACCGCGCGCCGUGGGCGCAGCGGGUGGUGGACGGCGUCCUCGACAGGCUGUCGAGCGCGAUGUCGGCGCUGGACGACGUCAGCGACGCGGCGGCGGGAAGACGGAGCCCGGCCGCCGGCGGGUCCGGGUCCGGCGGCGCCGCGAGGCCGCAGCAGUCGGUGAGCUCCAGCGGGAACACGAGGAAACGCAGCUUCGUCAGCAGAAGCAGAUCACAGCGUCCCUCUGACAAGAAGAUCACUGCCACGCUGGAAGACGGCCACGUAUGGCGCAAAUAUGGGCAGAAAGAGAUCCAGAAUUCAUCCUAUCCCAGGAGUUACUACAGGUGCACGCACAGGUCAGACCAAGGCUGCAACGCCAAGCGGCAGGUGCAGGUCUGCGAGGCCGACCCCUCCAAGUUCGUCGUCACCUACUACGGCGACCACACCUGCAGGGACCCCUCCACGAUCCCGCUCGUCGUCCCCGCGGCCGGCGCGGCGCCAGACUGCGCCAACAACCUCAUCAACUUCGGCACCAGCGGCACCAACAACAACGCAGCCGCCAGCACCACCGGCGCUUCUUCUUCCCAGUACUUGGCGAUGGGCGGGAGCGCCGCUGAUCAGCUCUCCACGUCGUGGUGCGCCAGCGACGACGUGUUCAGCUCGUCGGCCGGCUCCUUCAUGCAGGUGGAUGAGCUGAUCGGCGCCGUCGUGGGCUCAGCCGGGGUGACGUCGACGGCGACGGUGGGGUCGUCGGCGCUGGACCGCGGCGGGCACGGUGGCAUGGGCAUGGCGGGCGGCGGCGGAGGCACCGCCAGCUUCCCGCCGUCUCCGAACGGCCUCGGGUCGUUCGUGGUGGGCUCGUACGACGACGACUUGUUUCCGAUGGAUCCUUAGUAAGCAAUUUAAGGGCAUUGCCCAUGAAAGUGAAAGGCAUGAACCAGUAAUUCGGCAUGGUGCUUCUUAAAGCACCUAGCAUGGUAAUAAGGCCUGGCGUGUAUAUAAACUUGUGCCAUCAUGAAUGUUUUUUUUUAGAGGCGCCA